GGUUGGCCGACGUGUUUUCCAGUUUAGCAUCCACUUUAUUAAAUUCCUGCACAUGCAAUGCAAUUACAGUUAAUUUCAUUUAAUAUGUUUCGAAGAAUGAAUUUUAGUGAUUAAUAAAGAGUUUUUGAACCGCGUUCUGUUUGAAAAUCGAAUAAUUGUGCAGAAAUGAUUUCGAAUUGUUUGUUGUUGUUCGUGUUUAGCUCUGUUGUUGGAGCCAGUGCAGACUGUGUGUUUUCCCUAAAGGAAGACUUCGGCAACCCAUCACCAGUUUUACUCCGCAAAGGCUCAUACCUGAGUCCAAAUAACCAAGGCGAUGUGAGACUCGGUCGUGGUGAAGUCGUGCUGAUCGGUUGCCCUGGUGAUAGACAGGCAGUAAUUUUAGGAAAUUACUCUACCGGAUUAAAUGAUUUGGAAGUGCACUGCGUGGCGAACAAGACUGUCCGCUUUGGUGCGGGCUGGACUGGUGAUUUCAAAGAAAUCCGUUGUAAAACCCAACCGUGGAUCACCACAGAGGACAUCGGAACAUGCUACGGUGUUAUGAGGAACCAUCGAGUGGGUUACAAAGUACGGGGCGAGUUCUACUCUCUGUACGAAGCCUGUUUCGAUAUGAAUCUACUUAGCACCUUGUACGUGAAGCAUCACGUGUCGCCUACCAACAAGUUCGUACAGCCCGGAUCUAGACCCAAAUUUAUAGAGGGCACUGUUUUCGGGAAAAUGCGUAUGUCUAAGUUGUACAAGUUUGCGCAUCAAAAAGCGCAGCUAUCUGCCUUACUUGGUGAAGAAAUUUCCGAUAAGCAACUCACUAAAAAACAGUUCCUCACUCGCGGUCACCUGGCCCCUCGCGCGGACUUCUCGCUGCGCGCGCAGCAACGGGCGUCGUUCCACUACAUUAACACAGGACCGCAGUGGCUGCGCGGCAAUGCAGGAGACUGGGCUGCUUUAGAAGAUAGCGUCCGCAGCCGAGCCCACAGGCACAAUCUGACUCUGACCGUGUACACAGGCACGCACGGAGUUCUCAGCCUGCCGAACGCCAAGAACGUCUCUACACCAAUAUAUCUUGCUAAAGACGACAACAAUAAUGAUAUCGUUCCCGUUCCAUUGUAUUUUUUUAAGGUAAUCUACGAUCCUGUGGGCAAAACAGCGACAGCAUUCAUCAUCAUCAACUCUCCUUACAUAAAUAACAAGAUGAUAUCGGAUAUGGCGUUUUGCAACGACGUGUGCGAGAUGAAUCCGAAUUUCUCGUGGCUGCGCUGGCGCGACGACGGCGCGUACAGUUUCUGUUGUACCUACAAAGAACUUGCUGAAGAAGUCGAACUUUUACCACGCUUGGAUGUUAAGGGGUUGUUUUAUUAAAAAAAUAAUCUAUAUUUCGUUAAUAAUAAUGCCACAUGUGAACACACGUCAAGUGUUUUAUUACAAAAAUAAUACAAACUACAUGAAGCAAUCAUGUAUAUGUGUUUUAUGUAAUAGCACACCCCGGACACUCCAUACAACGGUCGAAAAUUAUUUACCUGCUACUACUAUAUACAGCAAGGCGCUAUCUGGACACGCACAAAUGUGUGCGUGAAGUGGCAGGGUUACCUAUCACUUUCUCACACUAUUACGCUACGUGGUCAGAGCGGCAACAUAGCGAAAAUUCUAACGCGAAUCUGUUAUCUAUGAUUAUAUUAAUAGAAUCCUAAUAAU
Molecule: messenger RNA, 1686 nt
Organism: Hyposmocoma kahamanoa
Lineage: Eukaryota; Metazoa; Arthropoda; Insecta; Lepidoptera; Cosmopterigidae
Exons: 8
Coding region: 166-1353 (395 amino acids)
Biological process (GO): apoptotic DNA fragmentation
Cellular component (GO): mitochondrial inner membrane; nucleus
Molecular function (GO): metal ion binding; single-stranded DNA endonuclease activity; nucleic acid binding
Source: RefSeq, a predicted model, not a curated record